GACAAAAAAUGGAAUACACCAGCAGUGUGAGGAGACCUGAAAGUGGCACAUGGCAGAGUGUGGCGAUGGAGACAGCAGCAAUGGGAGGCCGUACAGGGACCCAUGAGAGACUCUGGACUUGGCAGCAGCAUGAGGGAGGCGGUAUAGGGGCCCAUGGCAGAUUAGGGGCCUGGCAGCAGCUAUGGGAGGCCCGUAAUCUGCCAGCACCCUAUGACAAAAAAUGGAACACACCAGCAUGUGUGAGGAGACCUGAAAGUGGCACAUGGCAGAGUGUGGCGAUGGAGACAGCAGCAAUGGGAGGCCGUACAGGGACCCAUGAGAGACUCUGGACCUGGCAGCAGCAU
This is a messenger RNA of Staurois parvus, 344 nucleotides long. The record is from the annotation of a GenBank genome assembly. Lineage: Eukaryota; Metazoa; Chordata; Amphibia; Anura; Ranidae.